This is a messenger RNA of Arctia plantaginis, 3480 nucleotides long. Lineage: Eukaryota; Metazoa; Arthropoda; Insecta; Lepidoptera; Erebidae. The record is from the annotation of a GenBank genome assembly.
AUGUCUUUAUUGAAGCCUUUACAUGUGUUUAAGGCAGCGAAUAAAUGUCUGAACGUAUGUAACAAUAAUUUAAAUAAAGCUUGCUAUUCAACGAAAGAAUCAUUUCUAAGCGGUACAAAUGCAAACUUUCUUGAAAAUCAAUACUUAGACUGGGCGCAGUCUAAGGGAUCAAUUGAUUCUUCUUGGGACAGUUUCUACGACAGUCUUUGUGGCAAUGCGCUGAAGAUAGAAGAUGUUGAAGAUGAGUUUGCUCCACGCCAAAAAAGCUCAGAAAAAAGUUCUGGAAAAGAUGUCACUCAGGAACAAAUAAGGCUUCAUUUAGCGGUUCAAAACUUGAUAAGAAGUUACCAGACUAGAGGCCACCUCCUGGCGAAAACUGACCCACUGGAACUAACGUUGCCGGCUAGAAUGCUCAACAUAGCGGGGAAGUUACCGCUCGAUACUAAAGUCUUGGAUAGUCACAUAGUUGCUCGGGAAUUAGGCGGCGUCCUGACCGAAAAACAUAUGGACAUGGUGUUUACAUUACCCGACCGCACAUUUAUUGGAGGCAAUGAGAAAGCGCUACCCCUCAGGGAAAUAAUUCGUCGAUUGGAGCACGUGUAUUGCGGAUCUAUAGGAUUGGAGUAUAUGCAUGUUUACGAUAUAGACGCUGUGCAGUUCCUCAGGAAACGUGUAGAGACACCGGGUGCUUAUGAUAGGACUCCGGAGGAGAAAAAAUUGACCAUGAAACGCCUCACCAAGGCUGUGUUCUUGGAAAAAUACUUUGCCACGAAGUGGCCAGCGGAGAAGCGAUUCGGUUUGGAAGGCGGUGAAAGCAUGAUUGUCAUGCUGGAGGAGAUCGUUGACACCGCAUCCCGACUUGGAGUCAAGUCUAUUGUCAUUGGCAUGCAGCAUCGAGGUCGUUUAAAUAUGUUGGUCAACGUGUGCCGAAAGCAGUUGGUUGAUAUUUUUGCGCAGUUUAAACCCAUGCAACCCAAGGAACCGUUCCACAACGGUAUUUGGACAACACCCGACUUGGACAACAACACCCGACUUGGACAACAACACCCGUUUUGGACAACACCCGUAUUGGACAACACCCGUAUUGGACAACACCCGACUUGGACAACACCCGACUUGGACAACACCCGACUUGGACAACAUCCGACUUGGACAACAUCCGACUUGGACAACAUCCGACUUGGACAACAUCCGACUUGGACAACAUCCGACUUGGACAACAUCCGACUUGGACUACAUCCGACUUGGACAACAUCCGACUUGGACAACAUCCGACUUGGACAACAUCCGACUUGGACAACAUCCGACUUGGACAACAUCCGACUUGGACAACAUCCGACUUGGACAACAUCCGACUUGGACAACAUCCGACUUGGACAACAUCCGACUUGGACAACAUCCGACUUGGACAACAUCCGACUUGGACAACAUCCGACUUGGACAACAUCCGACUUGGACAACAUCCGACUUGGGUCCGGUGACGUGAAGUAUCAUUUGGGUACACACAUACACCGCUUUAUUCGUCGCACAAACAAGUACAUAAAAGUGUCCAUGAGUGCCAACCCAUCUCACUUAGAAACAGUCGGCCCUGUAGUUGCCGGUAAGACGCGAGCUGAACAAUUCUUCAAAGGUGAUAAUGGGGAUACGGUAAUGGCCAUUAUAAUGCACGGCGACGCGGCUGUUGCCGGUCAAGGCGUAGUAUAUGAAACUGCGACUCAGACUAACCUACCUGCUUUCACCACUCGUGGUUGCUUACAUAUUGUAUGUAAUAAUCAGAUCGGUUAUACUACCGACCCUAGAUUUUCCAGAAGCUCCCCAUAUUGUACAGAUUUGGGAAAAGCCAUCGACGCUCCAAUUCUGCACGUGAACGGUGAUGAUGGCGACGCAGUGGCCUUUGUAGCGCGUGUCGCUAUAGAAUACCGUUGCAAAUUCAAGAAGGAUGUUAUGUUGGAUCUAGUUUGUUACCGUCGUCACGGUCACAGCGAGGAAGAUGAGCCAAUGUACACACAACCCUUUAUGUAUAAGAAAAUCAAAAGCAUGCCUACCGUCGAUGUCGUAUAUUCUAACAAGUUAAAAGCCGAAGGUGUGGCGUCUGAUACGGAUAUCAAAGUGUGGCAGAAAGAGUACAUGGAUACAUUAAAUGAACACUUUGAACUCGCCAAAAAGGUUACCAAACUCAGCAUCAUGGAUUGGAUAGACACGCCCUGGACUGGAUUCCUUGAGUCUGUGGAUCCUAAUGUGAUAAAAGAAACGGGCAUAUGUCAGACGACAAUAAAUACGAUAGCCAACCACUUUGCUUCACCUCCAGAGAAAUGGGCUUUCGAGCUUCACAAAGGCUUGGAGAGGAUGUUGGCUGCCCGACAGAAAAUGGUGAAAGAAGGCAUAGCUGAUUGGCCGAUGGGCGAAGCGCUAGCGUAUGGCUCUCUUCUGAGAGAUCAGAUUCAUAUCAGGUUUACGGGUGAAGACGUCGAGAGAGGCACCAUGGCGCACAGGCAUCACGUCUAUCACCACCAAGGCGUAGAUGGCGCCACAUACCGUGUGCUUGACACCGUGUAUCCUGACCAAGCAAUAUACUCACUUCACAACAGUGCUCUGUCGGAAUAUGGCACAGUUGGAUUCGAAGUAGGCUACUCGUACGCAAGUCCGCACUUACUGACCAUCUGGGAAGCUCAGUAUGGUGAUUUCGCUGAUACUGGCCAACCUAUAUAUGACACUUUCAUCGCCAACGCCGAGAGCAAAUGGAUGUGUCAAUCUGGCGUUGUCAUACAUCUGCCGCACGGCAUAGAUGGCGCUGGCCCUGAGCACUCGUCAGGUCGUGUAGAGAGAUACCUCCAGCAAUCGGAUGAUGACGAAGAUGUCGUUCCUAAUUUAGAUGAUAAAUUGAUGCCACUGAAACAGCUCCGAACAGCAAAUUGGAUCGUCGCCAACGUGACUAAUCCAGCGAACUACUUUCAUCUGAUACGGCGUCAGCUUGCGUUGCCGUUUCGCAAACCGCUCAUACUGUUCACGCCCAAGAUCGGCUUGAAGCACCCAUACUACAGAUCGAAAUUUGCGGAUUUCUUACCGGGAACAGCAUUUAGGAGGGUGAUUCCAGAAGAUGGACCUGCAAGUAAAAACCCCAAAGAUGUCAAGAAACUGAUAUUCUGCUCUGGCAAUGUAGCUAUCAAAAUUUCCGAAGUCGUUAAAGAGAAAAAACUUGAAAACCAGAUCGCCAUGUGUCGUAUCGAGCAAUUGUACCCCUUACCUUACGACCUGAUACUCAAGGAGUUCUGCAAGUAUGAACAAGCGAAACUGUGUUUCUGUCAAGAAGAACACAAGAAUCAAGGCCCCUGGCCAUUUUGUAGAAACAGGAUAGAGAAUUUGCUUGGGAAGAAAAUUCAUUAUAUUGGAAGAGCCGCUAGUCCAGCCUCAGCGACUGGUAUAAAAUGGCUACACCAGAAAGAGUUAAAGGAACUUAAAGAGGCCAUUGUAGCUUUGUGA